UUAAAUAAAGCGAACAAUUUAUUCGGCUCUAUAAAAGCCUCGUAACCUUGUGCAGUAAGAUUGGCAAAAGUCGUCCGCUGCAUAUUUAUUUAAUCUAUUCAUUCCCUGAGCAAGCCGGAAUAAAGCCAGACUAUGGGGAAUAACAAGUCAAGAAUGACAUUGGAUUACCCAAGCGACAUGAUUUUAAGAGUUGAUAAAGUAUCAUCGACAGUUCUCGGAAAAGAGAUCAUAAAGCGAUGCGGAAUCGAAGGACAGCAUGGAAAUCUCAAUGAAGAAGACCAGACAACCUUAAGAUUUCUGCGAGCUGCUAUCUCAUUCAUCUCAAACGCAAAUGACAUGGGUGCCGAUCUAACGAACGCUGCCUUCAUCAUAUCGCAGCCAGGUAGAGAGUUUAUUAUUCAAGCUGGAAAUGGCGAUUGGGAGUUUUACUUUUCAGAGGACGCAAAGGAUGUUGUACAUGGCCACUGUGUUCGCAAGGGUCCCAAACACUGGUUUUCAGGCAGUAGUUGGAAAGAAUGCGGUUCCUAUGUCAGUAACCUUUUUACUGGGUGCUCACAGUCACAAAAUACCACCGUUCAAUGUAGCAAUUACAAUCGUCCGUUGGCCCUGACCUAUGAAGUUCAGGAACUUACGUACAAUGUUACACUUCCAGAUGUGACGGAGGAAGAAACUCCAUCAAACUCAGACUUAACUGACACCUCGAACCUUACAAUGACUGCCAAAUGAAGACGUCCGUAUAUACAUUUAAAAGGAUUGUUUGCUCCAAAUACUAAAAUAAUCCCUCUCUUUCUCUUAGUUCAAAAAGCAACCUAUAAAGAGUUCGAAGUAUUCUCAAGUGUACUAAAAUUUGACUUGCUAUACCGCCCAGACCCCGCCAUUUUGUAAAACCUAGUAACCUGGCCAUAUUUGCUAAAGCACCGCGCGGUUCUUAAGCAGCUGAUGUUCUGGUCAUUUCAAAAUCUGGUCAUUUGAGCCCAGAAGGCCUCUUUGUGAAGCUCCUAAUUGUUAAAACAGUUCGUCAGGAGAAUCGAUAAGAGGGGGCGAGAUGGCUGGGCAAGAUUCAAAAUGGCUACUAUGCUGUCAAACACUGAAACAUUUUAAGAAAUUUUCAGUGGUAAAGGUCAUUUUAUAACAGAAAUCACGUAGAGCGCACUCUGAUUGGUCAGUUCAGGCCUUACUUUCGCUACUGCUUAAGUAGUGUUCAUUACUGCGAAGAUCGCCUUCAUACUCAUUUCAGUUUUUUCUAUUUGCCCAGGGGUGUAUGCUGCCGACCUGGGCAGAUGUUUCCAAGUAGGCUAGUUUUUCCCAAGAAAUUGUUUUUUAUUUACAAAACAAAUGGUAAACAACACAUCGUACACUAUUGAGUUAUGGAUACACUUAGGAGGUCUGCUAUGCACUCAGGAAGUUAGGGUCGCCUCGAGCGACUCUUACGCUUCUUUCGCGCUUAGCAACCUCCUGCGUGCAUUCCAUGGCUCAAUAGUGCGUGCUGUGGUGUUACGCAUUUAUUUACUUUGCAACCUCAAAACGCGGGAAUCAGUUUAUUCUUAGUUUAUUCUUAAAUCCAUUUUUAAAGGCGGAGAUAUAGACAAUAUGUUUUUUAGACAAAUAGAUAACAUUUUUGUCUCUCUGUUCAUAAACGGAUCACUUGCGUCAAAUUUCGGCGUGAGAAUAAACUGUGUCGAUCCA
Messenger RNA from Stylophora pistillata, 1686 nucleotides. RefSeq lists its product as uncharacterized. Lineage: Eukaryota; Metazoa; Cnidaria; Anthozoa; Scleractinia; Pocilloporidae. The record is from RefSeq and is a predicted model, not a curated record.